This is a messenger RNA of Clavispora lusitaniae ATCC 42720, 744 nucleotides long. RefSeq names its product mitochondrial 54S ribosomal protein bL17m (gene MRPL8). Gene Ontology annotation, molecular function: structural constituent of ribosome. Gene Ontology annotation, biological process: translation. The record is from RefSeq and is a predicted model, not a curated record. Lineage: Eukaryota; Fungi; Ascomycota; Pichiomycetes; Serinales; Metschnikowiaceae. Gene Ontology annotation, cellular component: ribosome; mitochondrial large ribosomal subunit.
AUGCCAGCGUUAAAAAAAUUCGAUGCCAACGUGGCCCGCCACGUGAAGCUGAUGAAUAAAAACUUAUGCGCUAAUUUGAUACGCCACGAGUAUAUUGUCACAGGAAGAACCAAAGCAAAGAGAGCCCAAGCUAAAAUCGAAAGCUUCUUAGCCAAGGCUUUGCAUGAGAACAACAAGCAACAAGAUAAGCCUUUCGAAUACAGAUUUGCCAAUAACAAGGCUCUAAACUACUUGCAGCCUCCUGAUAAGAGGGAAGUCGGAUCAAAAGUCAUCGAAGAGUUGAGCAAAAGAUACACAAGAAGAAAGCAUGGCUUUACACGUAUAAUCAAAUUGGAACCUCGCUUGGGCGAAGACAAGGCGCCUAUGUCUGUCUUAGAAUUGGUAGAUUCUGAGUUUGAAAUCAAGUUUUGGUACACUGCCAAGAUUGUCGCCAGAUUGGAGUUACAAGGCUUACCGGUUGAUGCCUUAACGCAACAUAAUGUUGACAAGUUGACUCAAUUCAGACCCCAAGGUGAAGAGAGCUUCAGGAAGGCUGUUGAAGAAGCAAAGGUCCAGUUUUUCAAGUAUAACACUGAGACAGGAGAAGUUGAGGAUCCAGAAGUCUUAAAGAACUUGGAAAACAAGCCUCCAAAGAUGGACUUUUACACAGAGGGUGCUUCUUUUGGUGUUUCCAAGAAAUAUGGUGUGAAGGAAAGACCGCCAAAGGGGGAUCUGGAACUUCCAAAGUCCCCAUUCUUAGCAUAG